Molecule: messenger RNA, 1332 nt
Organism: Styela clava
Lineage: Eukaryota; Metazoa; Chordata; Ascidiacea; Stolidobranchia; Styelidae
Source: RefSeq, a predicted model, not a curated record
UUUACGUUCAGUUUAUGUUAAUAUAAAACAACAUAUGAAUGCGAAUAUAUAAAAGGAUCGCGUGCAGCGGGAAAUAUUUCUAACAUUUUGACGUCACAAAAAAUGAAGAAAAUUGAAUAAUAAUAAUAAAAAAGAGAACGUGGAACGAUUGUUGUGCAUUGUUACGUAUCGGAUACAUCAUAAAAGGAUUGUUUUGAUUUGAAUUAAAAGCAACCAUUCAAAACCGGAGUACCGAGAAGAACCUAAACUAGCAGACAGAGCACCAUGGAAAACUUGCCCGAUGGAGGAUAUAUUGUCCAUGUUGAGCCUGUUGCUUUCAUCCCUGUUGCUAUAAUAGCUGGAAUCGGAGUGGUGAUGACGUCAGUGUUCAUUGCUGUGAAUAUUAAAUACAGGGGGUACAAAUUGCUAAAAAUGACGAGUCCAAACUUAAAUCUGGUAAUGCUUUGCGGUGCAUUACUACUCUGCGUAUCUACAGUGCUCUUUGGCUCCACUGCGUGGUUACCAGAAUCUCCACAUCAAGAGCUUUUAGACAUUGUCUGGCAAAUCAACCAUGCGGGUAUUUGGACAGCGAGUGUUGGAUUCACGCUGUUCUUUGCUCCAUUGGCAACAAAGACAUGGAGGGUUCACAGGAUAUUCACUGAUGCUGCUGUGAAAGGAAGGGUAAUAAAAGAUGAUCGUCUACUUUGCAUUGUUGCUCUUUUCGUAAUAUUUGAUUUCGGAUAUUUGGCGCUUUGGUUCGGAAUUGAUCCACCUAAGUGUUACGUCAUCCCUACCUCACAAUUACCUGGGUUCUUUCCUGUUUCACCGGUUAAUGAUGUAUCUGAAGAAUUGCCUACGUCAUCAACAGUUAUGACGUCAUUGGAGCAUGGAUUUACUUGUGCCUCAAAAUACACCCCACUGUGGAUUAUAAUACUGAUGUCAUAUAAAGGUGCUCUUCUUUAUUAUAUCCUUUACGUUGCCUGGGCAACGCGUUACGUCACUUUGCCUUCAAUGAAAGACGCUGGUGGAUUGAUAAUUUCAGUUUUUGCCACACUAACGUCAUUCUGCAUAGCAACACCUCUCGUGACGUCAUUGCAAAGAUGGCCGAACCCUCAAUAUAUUGUCAUGUCAUCAGCUAUAUUCGUUCCUUUGUUCACGGUCAUGUUCUUACAUUUUGUACCAAAGUUGAUUCUAAUUCGUCGUCACAGCAAGGAUGAAGUUCUCACAAGAAGUUUCUCUCAAUAUACAACUCCUAAACAGCCUGAGUUCAGCGAAGACGAAAUAAGAGAUCUUGCAAUUCAGAACGCAUCAUUAAGAAAAGAAAUGGCAGAGGUAUAAUCUAAAAUUUAAUCA